Mya arenaria is the source of this 3211-nucleotide messenger RNA. RefSeq lists its product as uncharacterized. Gene Ontology annotation, molecular function: protein binding. Lineage: Eukaryota; Metazoa; Mollusca; Bivalvia; Myida; Myidae. The transcript has 9 exons. The record is from RefSeq and is a predicted model, not a curated record. Bases 298 to 2802 code for a protein of 834 amino acids.
UACCUGUUUGGUUUUGUAAUUGUAAGUAAUUUAUAUAUUUGAAGCAUACUUUGAAGUAUGAGUCAGGAUUGAUAAACAGUUUUUUAUUCAAAAUAAGGUAUAUAUGUUAUAGAUAAUUUUCACUGUCUCUCCUAUAAUUUGAAGGUGUUAAAUCGCCAAUGGAACAUCUUUUUGGGAACGCUUAACAAAACCACGAACGCAAUUACAUUCAACUUGUGACGUGGCGACUAUGCCAGGUGUUUCAAAUCGGUUCAGCUGUCUCACUUCAUUCACACUCUUUCGUAUUUUGGAUCAGAGAUGGAUGGGGCUGAGGGUAGUAGUGAUGGUUCUUUAGACGAAACUACAGGUUUAAAUCGAAGCAAUUCUUCAAACGAAACACCGGAGUCUAAAAUAGAAAUGGCAAAUAAUUAUAAAUCACAUUUUGUUGGAAGGAACAACUAUUUUACGGAAUUAAACAAUGCUUGGAGUGAAAACAAAGCAUUCGGAAUAUACGGACUCAGAGCAGUAGGAAAGUCAAGUUACCUGAAGCAUUUUCUAAAGUUCAAAGGAGUUUCAGCUCAUUGUGUUGAUUUAGCAACAGUAAAAACUGUAAGUGUUUUGUACACAUCAAUCUGCGCAGCUUUUAGUGAAAGACCGGAAAAAAGCGUCACUAAAAGACCGGAAAAAAGCGCAGUGGAUUGCAACAAUUAUGCGUGGAUAGAACAUGUCAUUGAGACAGUGCAAGAAACACCAGAGGAAGUGACUAUUGUGUUUGACAAUGCUGAAGAUGUAAUUGAAGGCCAUUUCAACACGGCAUUUCUGCAGCUAUGCACUGAGUUGAUAGACCAGACUAAUAUCAAAAUAGUCAUUACAUCAACUACAAAGAUUCUAUUUCCAAGACACAGUAACAUUUACUUUAUACAAAAACUCCUUCCUCUCACACCACUGGAGUCCAAAACUCUCUUCUCAAUCGCUGCUCCAGAUGUUGACUUAGGUACCAACGCAGAUGCUAUUGUAGAAUUAAGCGAGGGGUUACCGCUUCUAAUACUUUUGAUUGCGUCGGAACUAGAGGCAGAUGAUGGGAAUAUUACACCGGAUGAAAUGGUGGGGUUGUUGCUUGAAUGCCGUCUACAGACCAUUAGCAAUAGUCAAACGUAUCCGGGAGUUGAUGUUUUGUACAGAUCUUUCAUUCUCCGACUGCAAGAAGUACACAGAGAUAACCUGGUGACAUUAGAUUACAUCCCUGGGUCAUUUACAUCGCGACAAGCCACAGAACUUCUUGAUGUUGGCACGGAGGCGAUGACAAAACAGUUUGCAUUGAAGCCAAUACGUGACCGACAUAUGCUUCGCGAUGAGUCGGAUUCCCGAAGAUUCAACAUACAAGGGAUACUGCGAGAGGUCAUAAGAGCAAACUUUGCUAUCAAAAAUAUGGCAGAGAUCAAGUCAAGAUACAGUCGACUAUACAGUAGAGUUAUCACAGACAUCGCUCAAAAGAUGGGCACAGCAGAAUACACGAAAGCUAUAGCAGAAUUUUCAGUUGAACAACCAAAUCUUCGAAAGCUGUUAAGGGAAGUUCACGAUACGAAACAGGACGACUAUCACUUCUUUAUAGAAAUGGCAUCCUGCUGUACUGAAGUCAUCGAGAAAUAUAUGGCAGACCAGAGCGAUUCGUUUUAUGGAGGCUGUUUGGAACUAGCACACAAAUACGGAAAGGACAAAGACAAGGUUUCCGUUUACAUUGCUGUUGGAAGUGUCGAAACACUUACUAAAGGAAACUUACAAGUUGGCGAGAAGAACUACUUGAAAGCAUUAAAUGUACUCAAAAAGCAUCAAGACAAAACUCAACUGGCCGUCGUGUACAAAAAAAUGGGAUGGAACGCUUUUAAGCAAGGAUUGUGCACCCAAGCAGUAGAGUUUUGCCAAAAGUCGCUAGGUAUUUACCAGCUAGAUACAGAUGAAUACGAGGUCAUUACUUUGGAAAACCUCAGCAUCAUGGCGCUAGCAUGCAAUGUUUUAGGCGAGUUCGACUCGGCCGAGAAAUACCACAAGUUUUGCCUAAUGCGACGUGAACGACGUUUCGGUCCAAAAAGUGCUGUAGUGGGGAAAACUCUGAACAACAUGGGACUCCUGUUUGCAAGAAGAGGAAACCACCAAAAAGCCUUCGAAUUCUACAUGAGAGGAUUGAAAAUGAAAAGGGAAAGCCAUUCUGACGCACUAUCAAUUGUUUAUUCUCUUAGCAACGUUGCCGAUUGCUUAAGUAACAUGGGGAAAUAUGACGAAGCACACGAGCACUUAGAUGAAGCUUAUGACAUCCUUAGUAAGGAAAGAGUACCAAUGCUAGACGGAUUGUCAUUGAUCCACCAUACGAAGGGCAAAGUAUUUGCAAACGAAGACAGAUUAAAAGAGGCAUGCAAUGCAUUUUCUGAAUCGGUGAAAAUUUCGCGAAUGUCGGAACUGAAAGGUUUUGUCUGGAUGGAACGAUUAAUUGAUCUUGCACGAUCACAGCGGCGAAGGACACAGUAUAAAGAUUGUAUUGACACUUUAACAGAAGCUUUAAGUUUUCAAGAGGAAAUAUCCAAAUCGAUGGAGCAUUCCUUUGACAUUAUCAAAUGCUUUAACUGUUUGAGUGAGGUGUACAGGGAGACUGGAGAUCAGACUAGUUAUGUUCGCACAUUAUACUCGAUGGAGAAAGAGUGUUUUCGAUUAGAACAAGUCUGUAAAAAGUAUGGAAACAAUGUUUGGACAGAAGAGGUGCAAAGAUAUCUAGACAACACACAAACCGAAAUAAGACGUCUUGAUGCAAGUGCUGAACACACUGGCUAAGCCAUCGAAGGGAAAUUAAAACGUCAAUUGAAAUUAUUUACUCUUAAGGAUCGUUCAAACAUAUAAGUACUGUUCACAUUCAUCGAUAUAUUUUGAACAUACAAUUAUGUUGCCAUAGUCAAUUUGUAUAAUUUUAUUGCAAGAGGUUUAAUUCGUUUUUGUAUUGUGUUGAUUAUGAUCAAGAAAACUUAAGAUGUUAUUUUUAACCUACCAUUGUCCUUAGAAUGAAACUUUUGAAGAAAGUUAGUUCAUUGAACAUUUAUAACUUUUUCUACAUUAUUUCCAAAAAUUAAUUUUCUCCAAGGCAGAACUAGAAAUAACAGUUGUGCUAUAGAUGCCCGAUUCUUAACAUACGACUUCGAUGGAAAACUAAGUUGUACUAAGUGUAAUAAAACUGGUGACGAAUUUA